GAGAAAGAGUGUGUGUGAGAGGGAAAGAGAGAGGGAGAUAGUGAGCAAGCGGAGAGAGAGCGCUGAGAGCAAGAGAGUGCCUACUGUCUCUCUGGGUGUUAGCAGAGGCUGCCUCUGUCUCUGGUAGGGAGAGAGACAGAAGGAGAAAGAGAGAGAGAAAACAAGGGAGAAACAGAGAGCCUGAAGGAGAGAGGGAGAGAAGAGAGAGAGAGAGCAUUGAGAUCUUUCUCUGUCUCUGCUGGAGCACAGGGGUCUAUGCCCGAGCUGGAUCCUUCAUCACUCCUCGUCCUCCUCUUCCUCUUGUUGUCUGCGCCCGUCUUUAAAACGGAGGGAACCCUCGGACUCAGCGCUCAUCCGUUGCCGUGGCAAUGGGCUGUCGGCUCUCAGGGCCGUGGUUCAGCGAUGGAAUGGGGGUCAGUGGGCGGGAUCUGAGUCACCUAACCAAACGGGAUCUUUCUCACCUGAGUAAACGGGAUGCUCUUAGAAUCCUGGCUGCCUAUGAGCACCCAAUCACGCUGCAGAUCAAGGGCCAGCGUAGGAGGGGUUAUGGCCUACAGGACUGCAGCACGCAGACGGAAAGACACUGGGAGCCCCUCCCCCUGGCCCCCCACCUGGCCCUGCACAGUCUGGGGGUCACAGCAGCUGGGACCAUGCCCAGGGUCAACCCGGACAGACACUACUGCAGCCACAUGAGUCUGCCUCGUGAUCACCGUGACAACGGGAGAUAUGAGUACCUGCCCAACGCUCCACGAGACAUAGUGGACAUGGAUCCACUGGGCUACCAGGACCUGGAGCUUGCCCGUCGUGUUCCAAGGGAUCAGAGCUGUCUGAUUGGCUGCUGCAACACCAACCUUGAGGAGCCCAGCAGUUUCCUCAGCCAGGUGUGUGUGUCUGUGUGCGUGUGUGUACUGUAUAUCUACAUACUGUAUGUGUGUGUGACUGUGUGUUCUCUCUCUCUCCCUCUUUCGCUCUGUCCCUCUCUCGCUCUCUCUCUCCUUCAGACUGAGGAUGAGGACUACAUGUUGGAGAAACCUCUGGGCUACCUACCUCUCCACCAUGAGCUGGACAGUGGCCUGGGCUGGACCGACGGUAGCCUGCACCAGGGAGACCUUUCUGGCCUGGAGACUGAGGAGGGGGGUCUGGAGGAGUGUCACCCCAGGGGAGGAGGCUCCGGUGGGGGCCUGGUGGUCAGCGGAGGAGGGGGUGGAGGUGGAGGUUCUCCGUCCUCUGAAUCCUUCAUCUCGUCUGAGCUGAGUGACUCUGGCUUCUACAGCGUGAGCACCGGAGAGUUCCGCCGUUUCCAGAGGCUGUUAGAGAAACGUAUGUGCCUGUACAACGCUCGUCUGCACCACCAGGGGGAGGUUUGUGCACGGGAGCGCCGCGACAGCUGCCAGAAGAACCACAGAGAGCUGCUGGAGGCUAUACCUGAGGCACUGACCACGCAGCCCCAGCACUCCUGCCCCACGCUUGGCCUGGCUGCUCCAUCCAUGGGCCCUUCAUCCCGCGGACUCUUCAGGGUGUCGUCCGUCCAGUUCCGGAAGGCGGAUCGUCCCUGUCUGAGCAGACACAGCUCCAGCAGUGGCUCCCUCUUCAACCCCCAGCACACCCCUGGCCCCCUCUCUGUCCACGCCCCUGUCCUCUCCGCCUGCAGUACCCCCUCCGGCCACCACAGGCUUCCGCUGCAGCACCAUGGCUCCAGCUCGGUGGGUCAGCUGAGGAGAAGCAGGACCCUGCACCACCGGGGUCCACCCCAGGAGCGUGUCAGACGGGCCAGUCACCCGUCCUCCCCCUCUUACGCCACCCUGCAGCACUGUGGAGUAGCUCCAUCUAGAGGCCUGGAGCUGGGCCUGCCUGAAGAGGGAGAACCAGAACUAGUCCUCACACACCCAGCAGGAUUUGCCCUCUCACCCCAGCACCAUGCAACCUCUCCGGGGGAACACAGAGGGGCCGUGCCCUUACCCAGGGGACAUUACUGGGACAAUAGUGGAGAUCGUGACCAGCUGGUUAACGACAGGAGGCAGCAGCAGGAAAGGAGCUUCAUGACAGACCUACCAGUGUGGGAGAGGGAGCGAGAGAGAGAAAGAGAAAGAGAGAGGGAGCGAGAAAGAGAGAGGGAGCGAGAAAGAGAGCGGGAAAGAGAACGAGAGAAAGAGAAAGAAAGAGAGUGGGAAAGAGAAAGACAAAGAGAGAGAGGAAGAGGGGUGCACCGCUUCCACACCCUCAGCCACCCACCCCAGACAUCCAUAGACAUCCAUGAGACAUGGCCUAAACCAGCCAACCGUCUGUCCCGCCAGGGGUCCGGGGGUGGUGGGGGCCUCUACAGCACCCUGGAGGGCCACAUUGGGGUCGGGGCUGGGGUUGUUGGAGUGUCCAGGAUGGGCCCCAAUCCUAACCCCAACCCUGACCCUGACCCUACCCUUAACACCAACCCCAACCUUCCUAACCCUAACCCAAGGGCUGUGAGGAACCAGAUUCUUCGUGACCGGGCAUCACGGCUAGCAGACGAGCGCAGCGGGAUGAGUACGGAUGAGGAAAGCCAGGAGGUGAUGAGGGGGAGGUACUGGAGCCGCACUGAGAGACGGGAGCACCUCCUACUGGCCCGCGAGCAGAAACAGCAACAACAGCAGGCCAGAGGGCAGCAGGCUUACACACGGCCAGGAGCCAAUGGAGGAUCAGGAUCUAGGAGAGAGGCAGGGGUCAACACAAGAGGAGGAGUUAUCAGAGAAGGAGGGGGAGGGUCUUUGGGAGAUGGCCGGUGCAGCACGGUGCUGGAACUCAGCCAAAAGAAGUUGAGUCGUCUGCGGAACAGGAAGCUGUUAGAUGAUUGGACGACGGUGGAGGAGUUGCUGACUCAUGGGACGAGGCUGGGCACCGGGGAGGAGAUGUCCCUCUGUCCCAGCUCACUACUGACUGUCACUACUGUAUAGGGUGUGUAUGUGUCUGUGUGUUUUUUCCACCAUAAAGCACCAUGGACAAUAGCUUUGUUUGAGAGUGAGUGUAUGUGUGUGUGUCACCACUGUACAGCACCUCUGACAAAGUGUGUGUAUGUGUCAGAACUUCUUACUGACUACUGUUACACACUGCAAGUGUGUAUCUGUUACAAUCUGUGUGUCUGUGUGAGGGAGGAUCAAUCUGUGUGUCUGUGUGAGGGAGGAUCAAUCUGU
Messenger RNA from Coregonus clupeaformis (lake whitefish), 3164 nucleotides. RefSeq lists its product as uncharacterized. The coding region runs from base 369 to 2927 and encodes 852 amino acids. Lineage: Eukaryota; Metazoa; Chordata; Actinopteri; Salmoniformes; Salmonidae. The transcript has 5 exons. The record is from RefSeq and is a predicted model, not a curated record.